ACGAAGUCACACACAGCUCUACUCACCUGCGCUUGCGCAGGGGAGGAACACGCAGUCCGGAAAAACGCCGGGGAUUCUGGGUUGCGCAGCCGUGGAGCUACCUCAAGGCGGAACUCGGGCGUCCAGGGCUUCGGCAGCCUGAACACCCGGUGUGAAAGGAAGGUGGCAGCCGUGGAGCGAUGCGCAUGCGCAGCAGCUCACUCUGCUGAAGGGCUGAGAGGCGCACCGGGGCGGCCAGCUGGGGUCGGAGCGGAGCGGGGUCAGGAUGGACGAGGACGUGCUAACCACCCUGAAGAUCCUCAUCAUCGGCGAGAGUGGGGUGGGCAAGUCCAGCCUGCUCUUGAGGUUCACAGAUGAUACAUUUGAUCCAGAACUUGCAGCAACAAUAGGUGUUGACUUUAAGGUGAAAACAAUUUCAGUGGAUGGAAAUAAGGCUAAACUUGCAAUAUGGGAUACUGCUGGUCAAGAGAGGUUUAGAACAUUAACUCCCAGCUAUUAUAGAGGUGCACAGGGUGUUAUAUUAGUUUAUGAUGUCACAAGAAGAGACACAUUUGUUAAACUGGAUAAUUGGUUAAAUGAAUUGGAAACAUACUGUACAAGAAAUGACAUAGUAAACAUGCUAGUUGGAAAUAAAAUCGAUAAGGAAAAUCGUGAAGUUGAUAGAAAUGAAGGCCUGAAAUUUGCACGAAAGCAUUCCAUGUUAUUUAUAGAGGCAAGUGCAAAAACCUGUGAUGGUGUACAAUGUGCCUUUGAAGAACUUGUUGAAAAGAUCAUUCAGACCCCUGGACUGUGGGAAAGUGAGAACCAGAAUAAAGGAGUCAAACUGUCACACAGGGAAGAAGGCCAAGGAGGAGGAGCCUGUGGUGGUUAUUGUUCUGUGUUAUAAACUCUGGGAAAUUCCAUCUCUUGCAUAUUUGAUCAGAUAGUGACAUCUUUCUGUAUAUAAACUCUUUAACUGCUAUUUUAGGGACCUUGCAGUUUGCACAUAAUUGUUUUAUAUCAUAGCAGUAAAUAUUUGCAAGAAAUCCCACUCAUCGACCCUGGGUAAAAUGUUAUGGUAAGCAUGCACAGUUUGCAGUCUACAGUUUUUUUAUGUAGCACAAAAUAGGUGUACCUUUAUAAGUACAUUCAAUUUUAUGAUUUACAUUUAUCAUGUAAUUUUUAAAAAAAUCCAGCUAUCUAGUAUAUGUUGGUACAAAGUCUGCUUUUGCUAUUCUUUUUGCUUAAAUACUCCUAUCAUUUUCUGAAUUACUUGGUAUGUAGAACUCCUAGACCCACGGGGAAGAAUAGAGGUAUCAUCAAACGUGGCAAAUUUUCUUUCAGGAAUAAUAAAGAGCAUGAUUCCACAGCUUUUCUAGGAUGUUUGAGAUUCUUUUUUAGUACGAAGCAAAAUUCUCAUUACAGAAUGUAGCCCAGGCCAACUUAUAACUAAAUCUCUAUUUGUUCUGAUGAUGCUUCUAAAACAGCACUGAUAGGUUAAAGAAGCUUGGUACUUUUAAUUUACUUCAAUGAUUAGCUCAGUUGCUUAACUGGAGUUUUAAUCCUGUGAUAUGUACAUUGGAUUCAUGACUCUGUGCAGCAUUUUUAGUUAUGUGGUGUUUGGCAGAAUGACAAUAAGGUUUUCCCCCAUUUUGGUUUCAGGAGGAUAUGAAUAGUGUGUUUAUUGUGACUCCUCGUACUAACCACUUUUAAAACCAACAUCUUUUUUCAUAAAUGUUGGUAGUAUUUGUCCAGGUACCUCAAUUGUAGCUUGUGUAAUGUUGAUGAAUAACUGUAUCUUAUGGCUUCCAUAAUGGCUAGUUGACAUUCAAAAACCUAUUUCUGUGUUUUGAGGAGUGGGGAAGAAAAACACCAAAUGAAAAUUUGAGAAAGGCGUAUUACUUUCAGAUUCUGAUGUGUGAGGGAAAAUACUGUCACAAUGAAAAUCUUGACAGUUUACCUAACAAGUAACCAAUAGUUCAUCAAAACCAACUUGUACAGACUAAUAAAUCUUUUUCAUAGUAUUCAGUUUUCUCACCUCUUGCUAUUGUAUAUUGUAGAUUUUUUUCACUCAUGUGUUAUUUAAUUUACACUGAUCUCUGCUAUUUUAACCCCCCAUGUAAGUUAUUUGUCCUUUAAGGUUGGUUACUAUAAUACCCCUUAGUAAGAUUCCAGUAUUAAUUUCUGGGCAGUUUGUUCUCUGUAUACAAUUGCAAAUGAUAAGCAUUUUUGUGAGUGACCACCUUUGCAAUAUGUGUUAAUUUACUUCAUGUUGGGUUCUUUCUGAAAUGUACAUCUUUACACAUAAAAACCUCACGUUCUAUUUGAUUUACACUUCCUAGUCUACAUUACAUGUGGUUGAAGGUUUUAUACAUUCUAUAUGCUUUUACUAAAUAUACAAGAUUUACUACUAGAAAUUUGGAGAAAGAACACUAACACAGGUCCUUGUGAUUUGUUCAUGUUAUAUUAAAACUUGAGAUUUGUGUAUUUAUGUAGAGUCUGUAUUGACAAGACUGUUGUUUUUUGCUCCUUGAGCUAUAUAAUCAUCUGUGUAUUGGAUUGUUGUCUUGAUUUGGUCUAAAUUUGAGUAUAUACAAGUUACUUGAAUAUAACAAAAAUGAAUUUUGUUUGAUAGAUUUAUAUUGUAACCUUUUUCUAGUUCUUGAAUAAAUAUAGCCUGCCUUCCCUAGAUGCAUUUGUGCAGGAAGUAUGUACAUUUCCCUAUUACUCUCAUCAGCUGAGGAAUAUGUACUAUGGUGUUACUGAAAUUAUAUUAUGUGGCUUUCAUUUUAUUAUUUUGUUGCAAGCUUAGUGUUUUGUAGUGGAGGUUUUGUAAGUGAAACAGUUGUAAUAUCUAAAGUCAGGCACCUAGUAGCAGGGUUUUGUUAAUUCUUUUCAGAAUCAUUGCAGCAGUCUUAAAGGGUCUUUUGCAGAUGGUACAAAUUAGAACAAUUAGAAUGUAGUAUUUUGAGUUCUAGGAGUACUGAGAUUGACCCAAACAAAUAAAGAACUAUUCAAUUUCUGA
Molecule: messenger RNA, 3004 nt
Organism: Rhinopithecus roxellana (golden snub-nosed monkey)
Lineage: Eukaryota; Metazoa; Chordata; Mammalia; Primates; Cercopithecidae
Gene: RAB18
Product: RAB18, member RAS oncogene family
Exons: 7
Coding region: 266-886 (206 amino acids)
Molecular function (GO): GTPase activity; GTP binding
Source: RefSeq, a predicted model, not a curated record